This is a messenger RNA of Aspergillus sclerotioniger CBS 115572, 963 nucleotides long. RefSeq names its product Ras family protein. The coding region runs from base 246 to 884 and encodes 212 amino acids. Gene Ontology annotation, biological process: signal transduction. The record is from RefSeq and is a predicted model, not a curated record. The transcript has 4 exons. NCBI's taxonomy places the organism in Eukaryota, Fungi, Ascomycota, Eurotiomycetes, Eurotiales, Aspergillaceae. Gene Ontology annotation, molecular function: GTPase activity; GDP binding; GTP binding. Gene Ontology annotation, cellular component: plasma membrane.
UUAAGCUUGGCCUAGUAAUCACUAGACCCGCCGUUGCUGUGGACUGCCCUUUAGGCGCCUCUGCUUUGCGCGAAACUCCCGACGACCUGGGCCCCGACUCUUGUCCCCUUCUGCAAAAGAAAAUUGUGUUGCUGCUCCUUCGACCCGCUGUCACAGCUCCUGUUGGGAUAGCUUCGAUCACCGCUUCUCUUCCCCCCCCCUUCCCUUCCUCCCUCCCAGCAUAAUUCAGGCCAGAACAUACCAAAAUGGCUUCAAAGUUUUUAAGAGAAUAUAAACUGGUAGUUGUCGGUGGUGGUGGCGUCGGAAAGUCAUGCUUGACAAUUCAAUUGAUUCAGAGCCACUUCGUGGAUGAAUAUGACCCGACAAUUGAAGAUUCAUACCGCAAGCAGUGCGUCAUUGACGAGGAGGUGGCAUUGUUGGAUGUGUUAGAUACUGCCGGACAAGAGGAGUACUCGGCGAUGCGUGAACAAUACAUGCGAACCGGCGAAGGCUUUCUCCUAGUCUACUCGAUAACGUCGCGCCAAUCUUUCGAAGAAAUCAUGACCUUCCAACAGCAGAUCCUACGAGUGAAGGACAAGGAUUACUUCCCCAUCAUCGUGGUUGGUAACAAGUGCGAUUUGGAAAAGGAGAGAGCUGUCUCCGAAGAAGAGGGUGAGGCGCUCGCACGGCAGUUCGGCUGCAAGUUCAUCGAAACAUCCGCCAAGUCCCGCAUCAACGUCGAAAACGCCUUCUACGACCUCGUGCGCGAGAUCCGUCGGUACAACAAGGAGAUGUCGUCGUAUCCAUCUGGUGCGGGCGCGGGCUCACGCGCUCCGGAAGGCAAGAUGGACGUCAGCGAGCCUGGCGAUGACGCAGGUUGCUGUGGAAAAUGUAUUAUUAUGUAAUGGGACAGGCGUUGGAUCUAAAAGAAUACAUACAGGUCGAGAUACGGAAGGAAACAAAACACUUACAUUUACCCCCGGC